Molecule: messenger RNA, 929 nt
Organism: Annulohypoxylon truncatum
Lineage: Eukaryota; Fungi; Ascomycota; Sordariomycetes; Xylariales; Hypoxylaceae
Product: pyrazinamidase/nicotinamidase
Exons: 2
Coding region: 221-904 (227 amino acids)
Source: RefSeq, a predicted model, not a curated record
AGGUUAAGUCUACGCUGGAAAUUCCCCGCAGUUUACCGUACCUAUACCUACCUCUAGUAAGCGGGAGCUUAACUCUAUUGGUGAUUGCCUUAUCGGGUCUCGUAUGUCAUCGAGUCUCGGUCUCCGGCGUCAAUUUGAGACAUGAGACAUCAUCUUUGCAAUCUUGCCUCGCGAUAAGCAAAUUAAGUCCUUACCCACUGUGAAGCUGUUCAUAUCAAAUAUGCCCGACUUCAGACCAGCGUUGCUAAUAGUAGACCUCCAAGAGGACUUCUGUCCUCCGAACGGCUCGCUCGCCGUGGCUAACGGCCGCGACGUCGCGCCAUUGAUCAACAAGCUUCUAGAACUACCUUUCGUAGCUAAGAUCGCGACGAAGGAUUGGCAUCCUACCGAUCACAUCUCAUUCGCGACAAACCACGAGGGCAAAGCCCCGUUUCGGGAUUUUGUCACCAUCGAGAACCCGCUCAACAGGUCGGAGACCCAGGAGUCACGACUGUGGCCGGUCCACUGUGUGCAAGGCACUCCGGGAGCGGAGCUGAUUCCCGAGCUACGUGCUAACCAGCUAGACAUGGUCCUCGAGAAAGGGACGGAUCCGCGGGUCGAGAUGUAUAGCCCUUUCUACGACCCCUUCACGUCCCCGCGGGUCUACGACAGCGGCCUCGCCAAGGCUCUGAGAGAGAAGCGAGUGACAGACCUGUACGUGGUAGGACUAGCAGCGGACUACUGCGUCAAGAAUGCGGCGGUCGACGCCGCUAAGGAAGGGUUUAAGACGUACCUGGUAGAAGAGUGCACUAAGCCUGUCGACGUGUCCGCUUGGCCCGAGUGUAGGAAGGAGAUCGGGGCGUCCGGUGUCAAGAUAGUCAGCAUGGACGGCCCGGAAGUAAGUCGAUUGAUGACGGCGCAGUGAGCGGGCAAGACUGGCUAAGCUGAAG